AGUCAAGACGCAGGGUGGCGCUGCAGGCUAAGAUUGUGAAUAAAGAGCCCUAAAAAGCUUGCGUAUUCCUUUGUUGCAAGACGGAACCAAAAACACACCAUAGAAGCUUUGCCAGCAAUACUAGCUUACCAACGAGUUUGGGCAGCGGUAUACUCAAAGACGUUAGAAUUAAAAGCAACUCUGUGAGGAUUCCACUAAGCAAGAAUUCAGAAUUGAAUAUCUCGAGUCUUUUCGUGUUUGCUGAAGGGAUUGAAUGAAAGAACCCGGAUUCCAAUAUGGAGACGCUAGAGAGAAUUCAACCAAACAGGCAAGUGAUGGCCUUUAUUUUGAUGGUGUUCUUGUCUCAGACUCGCCCCGAGCCUAUUCGUUAUUCUGUGCUGGAAGAAACAGAGAGCGGCUCCUUUGUAGCCCAUCUGACCAGGGAUCUGGGCCUGGGAAUUGGGGAACUGGCCGCCCGGUCGGCCCGGGUGGUGUGUGACGAUGACAAGCAGCGCUUGCAGCUGGAUCGUCAGACGGGAGAUUUGCUUUUGAGGGAGAAACUAGACCGGGAGGAGCUAUGUGGCCCCAUUGAACCGUGUGUACUGCAUUUCCAAGUGUUCCUGGAAACGCCGGUGCAAUUUUUUGAUGGAGAAUUAUCAAUCCAGGACAUAAAUGACCACUCCCCAAUAUUCCCGAAUAGGGAAAUUCUCUUGAAAAUACCAGAAAACAGCCAGCCAGGGGCUAUAUUUCCGUUGAAAUUAGCUCAGGAUUUGGAUGUGGGCAGUAAUGGUCUUCAAAAAUACACUAUCAGCCCCAAUUCUCAUUUUCGCGUUCUCACUCGAAAUCAUAGUGAGGGCAAGAAAUACCCAGAUUUGGUGCAGGACAAAGCGCUGGAUCGAGAGGAGCAGCCUGAGUUCAGCUUGACCCUCAUGGCGCUGGACGGCGGGGCUCCACCCAGAUCUGGCACCACCAUGGUGAGAAUCCUGAUCAUGGACGUCAAUGACAAUGCUCCUGAGUUUGUGCACACUCCAUAUGAGGCGCAGGUCCUGGAAAACAGCCCCCUAGACUCCCCAGUACUUACUGUUUUAGCUAGGGAUGUAGACGCUGGAAGCUUCGGGAGUGUUUCCUACGGCUUGUUCCAAGCAUCAGACGAAAUUAAACAAACUUUCUCAAUAAAUGAAGUCACAGGAGAAAUCAGACUGACAAAAAAAUUGGAUUUCGAACAAAUUAAAUCUUACCAAGUGGAAAUUGAGGCUACAGAUGGAGGAGGCCUUUCUGGAAAAGGCACUGUAGUCAUAGAGGUGGUGGAUGUGAACGACAACGCCCCUGAACUGACCAUAUCUUCACUCACCAGCUCCAUCCCAGAAAACGCUCCUGAGACCGUAGUUUCUAUCUUCCGAAUUCGAGAUAGAGAUUCUGGAGACAAUGGAAAGAUGAUUUGCUCUAUUCCAGAUAAUCUGCCAUUCAUUCUAAAACCAACUUUCAAGAAUUUCUACACCUUGGUAACAGAAGGAGCGCUGGAUAGAGAGAGCAGAGCCGAGUACAACAUCACCAUCACCGUCACCGACAUGGGAUCCCCCAGGCUGAAAACCGAGCACAGCAUAACCGUGCUGGUCUCCGACGUCAAUGACAACGCCCCCGCCUUCACCCAAACCUCCUACACCCUGCGGGUCCGCGAGAACAACAGCCCCGCCCUGCACAUCUUCUCGGUGCUCGCGUUCAUCGCGGUGCGGCUGUGCGGGAGGAGCAGGGCCGCCUCGCUGGGUCGCUGCUCGGUGCCUGAGGGCCACUUUCCGGGCCACCUGGUGGACGUCAGCGGCACCGGGACCCUGUCCCAGAGUUACCAGUAUGAGGUGUGUCUGACAGGAGACCCUGGGACUGGUGAGUUCAAAUUCAUGAAGCCAAUAUUCCCCAACCUCUUGGUUCAGGACACUGAGAGAGAAAUUAAAGACAACCCCAACUGCAGGAAUAGCUUUGUAUUCAGUUAAGUAUUGUAUUUGGUCAAGUGAGCCUCUCCUUAAUUUUGGCAAACCCUAACUCCCAAUGCAAUGCCUUUCUUUUAAGAAAUUGUAGUGUUGUCUUAAUAUGUAUACUCUAUUCUAAACCUAUGCAUGUCCCUGACCAUGCUAAAUUUCUUUCUUUUAUUAAUAUUCAUUGCACUUAGCAUUUUUAGUUA
Molecule: messenger RNA, 2155 nt
Organism: Ceratotherium simum simum (southern white rhinoceros)
Lineage: Eukaryota; Metazoa; Chordata; Mammalia; Perissodactyla; Rhinocerotidae
Source: RefSeq, a predicted model, not a curated record